UCAGUCGCUCGCUCGGUUUAAGGAGAAGCUCGAUCGCUCUGCUACGCGCUCGGUUUGCGCGCUAGCUCCCUAAAUUCACAAUAACCAUUAAUUCGGAUCGAUUUACCAAUGGACUGAUCAAGUAACUGAGCUGCAUUAGACCACCGAGCUCUUUAAUAAGAGCCAUGGCGCAGCAGCGCAGCGUGUCUGAGCUCUCCUGCUGCACAGAAUCUCCUGGGGUUGGUUUAACAGCCGAGCACGACUCCGCAUUGGAGGAUGGAGACGACGUCUGCAGUGAUCAUGGCGAUCGCAGCCCGGCUCGCUCCCCGAGUCCACGUGGAGAGGAGGACACCACCAUCUUUGUGGCUUUUAAAGGAAAUUUGGACGAUGCUGACUUUCAGGAGAAGCUGGAUGCCAUUCUGAACGAGAUGCCCCCGAUGCUUUCCCUGGGCUCUGAGAGGCUGGCACCUCAGCGAGUGGAGCCGUGGAACAGUGUGAGAGUCACCUUUAACAUCCCCAGAGAAGCUGCAGAACGCCUCCGUCUCCUGGCUCAAAACAACCAGCAGCAGCUCCGGGACCUGGGGAUUCUCUCCGUGCAGAUAGAAGGUGAAGGACCCAUUAAUGUUGCAGUUGGACAGAACAGAGGUCAGGAAGUUCGAGUGAAUGGACCGAUGGUGCCGCCCGGCCAGAUGAGGAUGGAUGUUGGCUUUCCCAUGCAGCAGGGCCCUGGUGGAAUGCGAAUGAACAACCCUGCUAUGGUACCCCCAGGACCUGGCAUGGCUGCCCAGGGUAUGGUGCCAGGCAGUAGCGGACAAAUGCACCCGAGAGUGCCCAGGCCACCCACACAGACAGACUCAAUGGAUCCCAUGCUUUCAGGCCUGGCUUUGCAACAGCAGCAGCAGCUCCAGCAUCCACAGGCACCCCAUGGUCCACCCAACUCCAUGGGCCCGCAAGGUCAUCACAUGCAGGGCAUGCAACCAAAUCGACAGCUCAAUCCAGCAGCCCUGCAGCAACUUCAGCAGCAACAUCAGCAGCAAGCUCAGCUGGCACAAAUGGGUGGUGCCCGAGUCCCCUUUAACCCUUCUAACCAGAUGCCCGGCCCUGCUGGCUGGAACCAGCUUCCUGCUGGCGUUCCACCACCUGCUCAGGGCGCAAUGGGUCCAAACUGGAGAAAAGGUCUCCCUCCACAGGCACAAAUGGGUCAGCGUCCUCCAUCGUUGGCAUCUGUGCAGACGCCAAACCAUCCGCCACCUCCGUACCCUUUUGGAAGCCAGCAGGCUGGGCAGGUUUUCAAUACCAUGGGUCAGCCGCAGCAACAGCAGCAGCCAGCGGGGGCAAACCAGUUUGCAGCCCCCCAGCCCAAAGGUCUACAGGGUGUGGCAGGAGUGGUUGGACCAAGGGCACCUCCUCCCCUGCCUCCGGUGUCUGCUGCUCAGGGCAGCCUGGCUGCUAAAUCCCCUGGAUCAUCAUCUUCACCAUUUCAGCAGGGUUCACCUGGAACUCCACCGAUGAUCGGACCGGGCCAAGGUCAGCUAGGUCCACGUCCCACGACGCCGCAGGGUUUCCCACAGGGAGUUGGAUCUCCGGGAAGGGCUGUGCUGGGCCAGCAGGGUAAUGUCCAACAAGGGUUUAUCGGCAUGCCGCAGCAUGGACAGGUUCCUCAAGGCGGGAUGGGAGGUAUGCCCAAACGAAUGCCAAUGGGGUUCCCAAAUGUUCCUGUGGGUCAGAACUUUGUGCAGGGACAGGUUACAGCUACUGGAGCAGGAACCCCCACAGGCGGUGCACCUCAGCUUCAGAAUAGCCAAGGCAUGGGACACCCAGGAGCUCAACCUUCAGUCUCGGCACCGAACCACAUGCAGCCCACUUCCAUACAAGCUGCUGGGAUUGGUCAUCAUGGUGGAAUGGCUCCUCAACCUCCAGCCACUUCAGGUGGCAGUAUGGGGCAGCCUCAGGCUUCGGGCCUACAGACCCAAAUGAUGGGCAUUCAGUCCCAGCUUACGACUCAGCCUGGGGUCUCCUCUCAAGGGCAAAUGGUGCAAGUCCAGGCAGGGGGUCAGACUGUCCUGUCCCGACCUAUGAAUCAAGGACAGCGAGGGAUAACACCUCCUAAACAGAUGAUGCCUCCACAGGGGCAAGGGAUGAUGCAGGGACAAGGACAGCUUAGUGGGGGACCAGGUCACCAAGCAUUACUGCUGCAACAACAGCAGCAGCAGCAGCAGCAACAACAGCAGCAACAGCAACAACCAGGUCAACAACCGCAACAACAGCAGCUUCAACAACAACAGCAGCAACAGCAGGCAUCACAGCAACAACAGCAACAAAAUGUUAUGAUGGAACAGAUGGUAGCCAACCAAAUGCAGGGUAACAAGCAAGCAUUCGGGCCCAAAGGCCAACCAGGAGUGAUGCAGGGUCCGAUGAUGCGAGGUCCAUCGCCUAAUCUGCCAGGCAACAUGGUUCAAUUCCAGUCUCAGCAGCAGAUGACGCCGCAGCAACAGCAGCAAAUUGCUCAAUUGCAGCAACAGCAGCAGUUGCAGCAGCAACAACAACAGCAGCUGCAGCAGCAGCAGCAACAACAACAGCAGCAGCUUCAGUUGCAGCAUCAGCAGCCACAGCAACAGCAAUUACAACAGCAACAGUUACAGCAGCAGCAUCAGCAACAAAUGGCGCAACAGUCCCAACAGAUCCCAAUAAACGGUAACCCCAACCAAGCUUUAGGCAUGCAUGGGCCUCAGAUGCGGCUUCCAGGUCAUCAUCUAGUGCAACAGCAGCUUCAGCAGCAACAGCUUCAGCAGAAACAACAGCAGCAGCAACAGCAUCAACAGCAGCAACAUGUGAUGCAGCAGUUGCAGCAACAACAGCAGCAGCAACAGCAACAACAGCAGGCUGGCCAGCCACACCCACAUCAGCUAGGAGAUGGCAGCGGGAGCACAGGUGACCUCAGCCAACAGCAGAUGCUUCCGGACAUGCAGCAGCAAGGUAUGAUGGGAGGACCUCAGCACAUGCAGGUGGGCAACGGCCACUUCCCCGGUCACGGUAUGCCCUUCAAUCCUCAGUUUAGUGGCCAGAUGCAGAUGGGUGGACCCUGUGGGCAAGCUGGUGGUUUCCCGGUGAACAAAGACGUAACUCUGACUAGCCCGCUGUUAGUUAACCUCCUGCAGAGCGAUAUUUCUGCCGGACAGUUUGGGCCAGGCGGGAAACAGGGAGCAGGUGGGGUCGGUGCUAACCAGGCGAAACCGAAAAAGAAGAAACCACCUCGUAAGAAGAAGCCUAAAGCAGGGGAAGGACCGCAGUCUGCUGAUGGAAUGGGUGGCCUGGAUUCAGUAUCGCAAGGAAUGGAUGACGUAGACUUGCCAGGACUAGGAAGUGAGCAAGGAGUCGGCAUGGAUUCUUCCACUCCUUCAAAACUCCCUGAAUUCACCAGCCGCCCAGGUUUCUCAGGGCAGUCAGGAGAUCAAAGGGUAUUGCAGCAAAUGCCAAUUCAGUUCAUGGCACAACAGCAGCAGCAGAUGCAGCAAAUGCAGCAGCAACAACUGCAGCAACAACAGCAGUUACAGCAGCAGCAAAUGCAGCAGCAACAACAAAUGCAACAGCAGCAACAAAUGCAACAACAACAGAUGCAUAUGCAGGGGAUGCAGAUUCCUGUAAGUCAACCUGGAACACCACAAAGUUCACAAGGUCAACAUCAGGUUCAUCCUCAUCAGUUGCAGCUCCAACAACAGCAGCCACCUCAGCACCUGCAGCAGCAGCAACAACCCCCAACAUCACAACAACAGCAGCAGCAGCACAUGAUGAUGAUGCUCAAAAUGCAGCAUGAACAAGCAAAGAACCGACUUCCCCUCCAACAAGGUGGCCACCCCCAAAGAAGUCUCGUCAAUCCUAACGACCCUGCUCAGAGAUUGCCUGUGUCGCAACAAGGCAACAUGCCAGUAAUGAUUCACCUUCAAGGACAUGGAGGUGUUCCUCCCUCUCCAGAUAAAGCCAGAGGGAUGCCUAUCGUGAACCCCCAGUUGGGUGGUCCAGCAAGAAGGAUGCCCCAUCCAGAUGUUGGACAAGUGAACCCAGGAAUGCCACAAGAUGAUACACCAGGAGCUCCUAAUUUGCAAGACAGAGCAUCAAUGGAAAUGGCAUCUCAAGCAGGAAAUGGCGGCCCUCAAAAUAUUGGCAACCAAGGUCCCAAUGCACACUUGUUGAAGUCUGUGCCUUCAUCUUUACCUCAGCAACCAGGAGCAAGUCCACAACAGCAGCCUCCACAAGUAACGUCAAUGGCUAGCUCACAUAAUCUUCACUUUCCCAGUGCUCCUUCAAGUUCCCAGAGUUCCCGCCCCAAGACACCAAACCGUGCCAGUCCCAGACCAUAUCACCAUCCACUAACUCCAACCAACCGUCCUCCCAGCACUGAGCCUUCAGAGAUCAAUCUCUCUCCUGAGAGGUUGAACGCGUCAAUUGCUGGUCUUUUUCCCCCUAAGAUUAACAUCCCUCUGCCACCCAGGCAGCUUAAUCAGAACCGAGGUUUUGAUCAGCAAGGUCUGAACCCAACAACCCUAAAAGCUAUUGGACAAGCGCCACCAGGAUUAACAUCACUUACUAACAACAAUAAUUCUAGCGGGAAUAACAAUGUUCAGCAGGUUUUUACUUCAGGUAACAUGCCAGGUACGGGUGGAAAGCAAGAUAAACAGCCUGGUGCGGUACAGGCAAAACGGGCCAGUCCCAGUAAUAGUCGUCGAUCUAGCCCUGCCUCAAAUAGGAAAGCUGCCACUCCAAGUCCAGGGAGGCAAAAGGGCACCAAGAACUCUCUGACCUCUCCUCCACAUCAGCAACAAAUGGCAAGUUUCCAAGCUGUAAUGUCCAGUUCUUCUGUUCUCUCAAGUCCCACAGCAUCGAUGCCCCCUGGAGUGGCAAUCGAUUCCCAACAGAGUCUGAAUCCUCUACAAACUCUCCCUACAAACGCUGAAAUAAUGAGGGAAGGCCAGGUACAGGUACCACCACAACAAACAGAGCAGCGUCAAAUAGUCCAAGCUCCAAGAGAUCCAUUUGCCCACAGAAUGGCAAGCCCACGGAUGCCGUCUCAGGAGCCGCCAAAAAGUCAAGAGAACAGCAAUGCACUUGAGCAACAACCUGAGGAGAUGCAUCAGCCUCAGAAUACUGCACAACAGGAGCAUGGCACUGUGGUGUCACCUGCUUUCAGAGAUGCCCCAACCUCCCUCAAUCAAUUGUUGGACAAUGCAAACCUACCAUCCUUGCCUCCUUCCAUGAAACCACCCAGGGUUUCUCCCCAAGCAAGUGGAGAGCUAGUUCAGAAGGAGAGCCCUCGACCUCCAUCAGUAGAUCAAGAAAGUCAGCGUAACCCUAGUACCCCACAAAGCACUGAUGGAGGGCCGCAUCCAUUGCCAGGGAACGAGCCUGAGCAGAAACCCAGGGUUGGGUCAAUGCCAAGCCCAAAUUUGGUGGCAAGCAGCAGCAGUAGUACAAACCUUCCAUCGUCUUGUGCUGUAUCAAGUAUCAGUCCAAGUCCAGCGUUGCUUUCUAGCACCACUACUUCAACUGCUGGCUUGCAUAUUAGUUCUUCUUCGAGUUCAAACCCAAACACUAAACCUAUUGUAAGUAUGCCACAAACAGUCUUGCAGAGGCCCACCUCAUCAGGACCUACUCAGCCGAGUCAAAUAACGGUUUUCGUGACGUCAAAUGCCAUUAGUUCUGCUGCUAGUACUGUGUCUGCUGUACCGCCUGGCAUUGUCUCCACUGUCCUUGCAGUCCCCAGUAAGAACAUAAGACCCCCGGAGGUGCGUCAGCCAGUUUCUGCUCAAAACCGCCCCCCACAAUUUAUCACAACACCUGUGUUCAUCAACCCUAUAUUCCAAGUCCCUGCUUCUUCAGUACCCUCAAGCACUAAUGUGGUGUCUCAACCUGUCAUGGUUGGACCCAUACAGAUGUCCGCAAAUAUUCAACUUGCUCAUGCUCCCAUUUCAGCUUCGGCAUCAGUGCCCGCAUCUGUUUCAAUGGCAACACAUUCUCCUGCUGUAAGCAUAGCCACUAGUCAGCCAGGCCGUACCAUGAUUGGCCAGAUUCAGGUGCAAGUGCCAGCAAGUCAGGCUUCCCCUGUAAGUACGGUACUCCCACCUCCCCAGCAAAGUCCGGGAGCUUCAAAGCAAGAGAGCAGUAAUUCCGAUGUGUCAAAAUCAAGCCCUGUUGGACAACAAUCUCUCCCGCCUUCUUCAUCCCCAUGUACAUCCCCACCUUUCCAACAGCCCCUGACUUCUCCAGCUGCCUGCUCUAGCCCAGGCGUUACAUCUGCAGUUGCCCGUAGGAGUCCCCUCUCACCAGCAACUGCGGUUAAGAGUCCGCUUCAGCCAGUCUUGAACAAACCGGAAAACCACCAGAUGCAACAGCAGAGUAUAGGCCAGGCAGGUAAAACUAUAGAUGUGACGCCACCUCAAGCAGUGACUCCUCGUGUGGUUACAAGUGAAGCUCCUCCCUGCCCCCAGCCCUCUUCCAUACCCGUCUCAUCUGCACCAGUAGCGCAUCAGCCAUUAGCAGCACCACUACCCCCGGUUUCCACCUCUGCACCCACCCAAGUUCCUAUACCUACACCUGUUCCUAUACCAGUGUCCUUAUCAUCUAGUCCUGCAGCUAACCCUUCCAUUGUUACCCCCAGUCCUACUGUAGUAGCUCAAGCCAGUCCUGUUACCACUUCCCCACCCUCCACUAGCAUGCCUGCGCCAUCGCUUCCUCCCCCUGCUUCUGUGCCUGUAGUGGCAUCUUCACCACUACCACCUGUGGAACAACAGCCGAGUGCAGUAACGGAGACCAGCUUGCCUGGGCCAACGCAAACUGUGGAACCUGCUGCAGAAGCUCCAAGUCUUCCAGAACAGCCAGCUGCCCCACAGGAAGAACAGCGUUCAGGUGACCCACCUGGAGAGGCAGCUCCCUCUGUGGCAGAGCAGGGAUGGGCAAAGAAAAGAAAGACGCCCGUCGACUUAGUGCCAAGGGAUACGAGGGCCAGCGCCGAGAAGGCGAAAGGCCCCAGCCGGCGGAGCUCGCGGGCGGAGAAGGACCCCGAGGAGGAGAUGGCUGAUAACGGUCAGAGAAAGAGGGCGGUCAGACCCGGGUCAGCGUCGUCCAACGCAGGGAAAGCUGCAGAAUCGAACACUGGAGCCAGUCCCACGCAGGCCAAGCGAAGGAAGUCGAAGUGAUGAAGCUGAACACACGGCUGUGAAUUAAUUGUACAUUAUUAGCUUUUCUUAAAUGAACGGUUUUAUCUGCUGUUCCCCUGUUAAUCAUGUGUGUGUGAUAACCGUGUACAGAUUCCUGUUUUUAAAAAGAAAUUAAUGAUGUUUUUGUCCCCUGCUACUAAAGUGAUAUCCUAUUUAGAGCUGUGUGUAUGAUGUGUGUGAUGUGUGUAUGAUGUGUGUCAUGUUUUUAUUCUAUGCUGGAUUAAUCAUGAAGCCUGAUGAUAAUAGAAUGAUCAUGUUGAUUGUAUAAUAAGGUUGCAGAAUCGGAUUAAAUUUUCUACUCCUCUGGUGUCUGUACACGCAGCAGUAACUCAGUGCACACUUCUCCUUUCCCCUCUGCCACUCGAGUAAAUUUACUUUCAGUGUGAUCCACCCUGUUCCUCUCCUCUCUUUCUCUUUUUUAUGGGCAGCUAAAUAUUUUUCUGUACGACUCCCUGUGUCCGACAGACAGAAAUCCAGUUAUGAUCCUGAAUUUAAUAAUAAAAGCUUGAUUUCACAAGCAGUCACUUCUUUCACGCCUGAA
Astyanax mexicanus (Mexican tetra) is the source of this 7731-nucleotide messenger RNA. It is a transcript of the gene ncoa6, whose product is annotated as nuclear receptor coactivator 6. Bases 165 to 7169 code for a protein of 2334 amino acids. The record is from RefSeq and is a predicted model, not a curated record. The transcript has 15 exons. NCBI's taxonomy places the organism in Eukaryota, Metazoa, Chordata, Actinopteri, Characiformes, Acestrorhamphidae. Gene Ontology annotation, biological process: positive regulation of transcription by RNA polymerase II. Gene Ontology annotation, cellular component: nucleus; histone methyltransferase complex; transcription regulator complex.